Messenger RNA from Manihot esculenta (cassava), 1072 nucleotides. Its product is annotated as agamous-like MADS-box protein AP3. The transcript is spliced from 7 exons. Gene Ontology annotation, molecular function: DNA-binding transcription factor activity, RNA polymerase II-specific; protein dimerization activity; RNA polymerase II cis-regulatory region sequence-specific DNA binding. The record is from RefSeq and is a predicted model, not a curated record. Gene Ontology annotation, cellular component: nucleus. Gene Ontology annotation, biological process: positive regulation of transcription by RNA polymerase II. NCBI's taxonomy places the organism in Eukaryota, Viridiplantae, Streptophyta, Magnoliopsida, Malpighiales, Euphorbiaceae. The coding region runs from base 238 to 933 and encodes 231 amino acids.
AAAAUGUAGUAGCAUUGGCAUGCGAAAAAUAUCACCAAUUUGGAGCCCUUUCCGUUUUAUGCAAAAGUAGACUUAUCAAUCCCCUCCUUCUUAUCAACCAGAAAUUCUUUUUCUUUCUGAACGAGAGAGAGAGAGAGAGAGGGAGAGAGAGAGAGAGGGAGAGAGAGAGAGAGUGCGUGUGUUUAUUCGGGAGGAGUAAGUUUGAAGAGAGAAAUCAAGAAACAAGGGAGAGAGAUUAUGGCGAGAGGGAAGAUCCAGAUCAAGAGGAUUGAGAACUCUACAAAUCGGCAGGUCACUUACUCCAAGAGACGAAAUGGUCUCUUCAAGAAGGCUAAUGAACUCACCGUUCUCUGCGAUGCCAGGGUUUCCAUUAUCAUGUUCUCUACCAGUGGCAAACUCCAUGAAUACAUUAGUCCAUCCACUACAACGAAGCAGGUGUUCGAUCAGUACCAAAAGACACUUGGCGUCGACAUCUGGAGCUCACAAUACGAGAAAAUGCAGGAGACCUUGAAGAAACUGAAAGAGGCGAACAUGAAUCUGCGGAGAGAGAUAAGGAAAAGGAUGGGUGAAUGCUUGAAUGAUAUGAGUUUUGAGGAUUUGCGAGGGCUUGAGCAAGAUAUGGAUACUGCUUUGAAUGUCAUUCGCGAGCGCAAGAAUCGAGUGAUUGCCAAUCAGAUCGUAACUUCCACGAAAAAGCUAAGGAAUGUAGAAGAAGUACAUCGAAAUCUUCUGCAUGAAUAUGAAGCAAGAGCAAGAGAUGAAGAUCCACACUAUGGCUUAGUCGAUAAUGAAGGAGACUAUGGCUGUGUAAUUGGAUACCAAAAUGGAGGUCAAGCUCCUCGCGACAUGUUCGCUUUACGGCUGCAACCCAACCACCCUAAUCUUCACAGCGGCGCUGGAUCAGAUCUCACAACCUAUUCCUUGCUUGAUUAAUUAGCAUUUGAGAUCAGUCUUCUAUAUUCUAAGUCACAUGUACUGCAAACAACUGCUUUGUUUUACGUAUUAUUGAAAAAUACUUGUUUAGACUCAGUGUAUGCACAAUAGCUAGUAUGAAAAUAUUAUAUUUAUCUCU